This is a messenger RNA of Salvia miltiorrhiza (redroot sage), 717 nucleotides long. RefSeq names its product secreted RxLR effector protein 161-like. NCBI's taxonomy places the organism in Eukaryota, Viridiplantae, Streptophyta, Magnoliopsida, Lamiales, Lamiaceae. The record is from RefSeq and is a predicted model, not a curated record. The coding region runs from base 1 to 717 and encodes 238 amino acids. The transcript has a single exon.
AUGGGUUCCACUGACAGAUUAUGCAGGGACGAUGUUGGACGUGAUGUUGAUCCAACACUAUACAGAGGAAUGAUUGGCAGUUUGCUUUAUCUAACUGCAAGUAGACCUGAUAUUCUGUACAGUGUAGGAGUGUGUGCUAGGUACCAAGCUCAGCCAAAGGAGUCACAUUUGAAGGCUGUUAAACGCAUCAUACGCUAUGUUGCUGGAACAUCUGAACUUGGAAUGUGGUAUUCCAAAGACACUAACUCUAACAUUGUCGGAUUUAGUGAUGCUGAUUGGGCAGGUGAUGCUAAUGACAGAAAAAGUACAAGUGGAGGAUGUUAUCUCUUGGGAAACAAUGUUGUGUCCUGGUCAAGCAAGAAACAAAAUUGUGUUUCGCUCUCUACUGCUGAAGCCGAAUACAUUGCUGCUGGCAGUUGUUGUGCCCAACUUCUUUGGCUCAGACAGAUGUUGGACGACUAUGGUAUGGAAAGUAACAUUUUGACUGUCAUGUGUGACAACACUAGUGCUAUAGAGAUUUCUAAGAAUCCUGUUCAACACUCUCGCACAAAGCACAUUGAUAUUCGUCAUCAUUUUAUAAGAGAUCUUGUUGAGAAAAAGCUCAUUGUGUUGGAAUACAUUCCUACUGAAAAACAACUUGCUGAUAUUUUUACCAAGGCUUUAGAUUUUGAGAGAUUCUCCCAUCUUAGGAAGUCUCUUGGUUUGUGCUGCAUUUAA